CAAAAAAUUGUUAACAUUGUUUUUUCCGUUUUUAUUUUGAGUUUGUUUUUACUUUGUGUGUGUGUUUUUGCUUUUGCGUUUGCAGGCCAAAGUUAAAGUUGAGAUUUGCCGUCAAGUGUUUUUCUUUGGCUCAACUUCGUUUUGCCGUUUUAUUCGUUCGACGUGCGCGCCAGCGAACGGUUGUUGCUUUGUCUUUGUUGCCUUUUUGUAUCUGACGGAUACACGCGAGUGUGCUCUCUCUCCCGCGAGUAUCUAUCUCUGGCUCUCUUUGUGUAUACUCUACGUGUGUGUGUGUUUGAGUGUGUGUGUUAACUGCUGCCUGUUGAUUGCUGUGUGUGCGUGUGAAGAAAGAGCAAUAUUUAUAAGAAAUAAAUAUAUAUAUAUAUAUAAUGUUGUUGGUGGUGGCGAAAUAAACGAAAUAACGCCAACAACAAUUGUCGAUCGAUGAAACAACAGCAGCAACAUCAGCAGCAACAGCAACAGCCGCAUAAGAAAUAGUUUUUCCAGUGCAAAAACCAAAUGCCCAUUAUAUAAAUCAUCAUAAUCAUAAUCAAACGAAAAAGUAUAAAAAAUUGUGUUACAAUAUCAACGUCGAGCACAUGCAAAUGCGUCAAGUGCUUUUUGCAGAUUCACUCAACGCAACUUAAAUCAAUUCAAUCCAAUUCAAUUCAAUUCAACGCGGUGUGGAUAGCAGUCUCUUUUUGACGGACUUGACGACUUUCCUUUGGCCAACAAAACUAAGGUAAAACGCCAUGUGCCUGCUGCCAUAAACAAAGUCACGCUUCCUAAUUGAAAAGUGCCAGCUAAAUGGACGCGUAGCACGCGGCAAACUCAAAGUCCGAGUGUGAGUGAGAGAGAGAGAGAGGGAAUAGACGCGUUGCAUUUUUUGGACAUCAAGAGAGCGGAGCUGCCACAGAAGACACACGACUGCGACGACGACAACGACGGCGAUCGAGGCGACCGAAGCGAGCAACCAAAACAGAGGCCAAAAUGUGCAGCUCAACAAAAAUGGUUUACAGUUAUAGAAUUUUAUGGCUUUCCGGCGUUUUACUAGCUCACCUGUUGCUGGUGGCGAUUAGAGCGCAGGAGCCAGCCAGUCCAGUAUUUCAGAAUCACAAGACGAAGGAAUGGACGAAUUUAGAUAAUAUAACAUUCUCAUUCGAUUGCAAGCGGCGUUCGGUGGGCUUCUAUGCGGACAUGGAGUACAAUUGCCAGAUAUUCCACAUGUGCGAUGAGGAGGGCAAUCGAAUACCGCAUUUGUGCGCGAAUGAGACGAGCUUUAAUCAGGAAUACAGAAUAUGUGAUUGGGAUUAUAAUUUUAACUGCACAGAGUCGCCGAAAUGGUUUUAUCUGAAUGAGUUAACUUAUGCCACGGAUCCGCCAGAUGAAGAUGAUGAGGACUACUAAAUGCAAUUAACUAAAUAUUUAUUGUCUUUGGGGAGCAAAAACAAAUUAAAUUAACUGUGUAAACUGAAGAAAACAUAUGUGAAAAUGAAAUGAUAAAAAAAACGCAAAAAGCCCUAAAUGGAGAGUAAAUUUCCAUGAAAAUGUUAACUAAUUUAAGAAAAUUUGUUGACAAUUUUUGUUGAGUUUCGUUUUAUUGUACAAUUGUAUAUGUAGUCUAAUUUUGAGUAUUGUGUAUUGAAUGAGAGUCGUGUAAAUAAUGUAAAUAGAAGGCCACUAACUAAUAACAACAACAAUAUAACUGCAGCAGCAUGAGUAACAAAACAUGAACUACAACAAUUCGAGGCCGUCGUCAGAUUACUGUAUAAUUUACAAAUAAUUUUCUUUUGUUUGUAAGCACAACAAGAACAACAAAAUAAAUCGAAACCAUGGAUUGUACAA
Molecule: messenger RNA, 1845 nt
Organism: Drosophila sulfurigaster albostrigata
Lineage: Eukaryota; Metazoa; Arthropoda; Insecta; Diptera; Drosophilidae
Exons: 5
Coding region: 991-1407 (138 amino acids)
Cellular component (GO): extracellular region
Molecular function (GO): chitin binding
Source: RefSeq, a predicted model, not a curated record